GUUUGCUGGGAUGGGAAACCUGCUCAAAGUCCUUACCAGGGAAAUUGAAAACUAUCCACAUUUUUUCCUGGAUUUUGAAAAUGCCCAGCCCACAGAAGGAGAGAGGGAAAUAUGGAACCAGAUCAGCGCCGUCCUCCAGGAUUCCGAGAGCAUCCUCGCAGACCUGCAGGCUUACAAGGGCGCGGGGCCAGAGAUCCGAGACGCAAUUCAAAAUCCCAAUGACAUUCAGCUUCAAGAAAAAGCUUGGAAUGCAGUGUGUCCUCUGGUCGUGAGGCUAAAGAGAUUUUAUGAGUUUUCCAUAAGGCUAGAAAAAGCUCUUCAGAGUUUAUUAGAAUCUCUGACCUGUCCACCCUAUACGCCAACCCAGCACCUGGAGCGGGAGCAAGCCCUGGCAAAGGAGUUUGCGGAAAUUCUACAUUUUACCCUUCGAUUCGAUGAGCUGAAGAUGAGGAACCCAGCUAUUCAGAAUGACUUCAGCUACUACAGAAGGACAAUAAGUCGCAAUCGCAUCAACAACAUGCAUCUAGACAUUGAGAAUGAAGUCAAUAAUGAGAUGGCCAAUCGAAUGUCCCUCUUCUAUGCAGAAGCCACGCCAAUGCUGAAAACCCUUAGCAAUGCCACGAUGCACUUUGUCUCCGAAAACAAAACCCUGCCAAUAGAGAACACGACAGACUGCCUCAGUACGAUGACAAGUGUUUGUAAAGUCAUGCUGGAAACUCCGGAGUACAGGAGUAGAUUUACGAGUGAAGAAACACUGAUGUUCUGCAUGAGGGUGAUGGUGGGGGUCAUCAUCCUCUACGACCACGUCCACCCUAUGGGAGCUUUCUGCAAGACAUCCAAGAUCGAUAUGAAAGGCUGUAUAAAAGUUUUGAAGGAACAGGCCCCGGACAGCGUGGAGGGGCUGCUGAAUGCCCUCAGAUGGAAGAAACUGAGAUUUAGAGAAGUCAAAUAACUUGUCAAAAGUCACAUAGCAGAUGGCCAAGCUAAGACCUAAACCCCGGUCUCUGCGACCCCGCAGGUCAUGGGCCUAACUCCUGGCCAUGCUGCUUUGUGGUUAGUGGGGACUCGUCAGAAGAAGCAGCUUCCCAGGUCUCACUUCCCCCUUCACUGGUGUUCCAAACCUGGCUGCACAUGAGAAUUAAUGUGGGUAGCUUUUGAAAGCAAUAAUACCCAGGCUCCAGCCCAGACCAAAUGAAUUAGAAUCUCUGGGGUGGGGCUCACACAUCCGUUCUGCGUUUGAUUGUUCUAAGGCUCCCUGGGUGUUCACAUGUGCAGCUGCCAGAAUUGAGAACCCUGCUCCACACUGUCUGGAUGCCAAGUAUUUGGCCACCUGUGCUUGUUACAGCCCCUCACUGAUACCAAGUAACGCCCAGUACCCUCUCUCCCAAGGAUACAUGUGCUUAAGCCACUUCAGGGAAGGGAUUCUUAUUUUUUUGCUGUGACAAAUU
This is a messenger RNA of Ceratotherium simum simum (southern white rhinoceros), 1448 nucleotides long. Lineage: Eukaryota; Metazoa; Chordata; Mammalia; Perissodactyla; Rhinocerotidae. The record is from RefSeq and is a predicted model, not a curated record.